Molecule: messenger RNA, 933 nt
Organism: Symbiodinium necroappetens
Lineage: Eukaryota; Dinophyceae; Suessiales; Symbiodiniaceae
Source: the annotation of a GenBank genome assembly
AUGCCACGAGCACAGAAGCGCAAGACGGCACAAGAUGUUGAACUAACAGAUGUGGACUCCGACUCCGACAUGGACCUGAAGCCAGUUCGACUUCCCUCUGGUCUCCCACUCGACGAUCCGCCAUCGCAAAUAUCGGCCAACAAUCAUCUGGAGGUUGAACAAGUUUUCCGACGGCACCUGGACAAUGGAUACAUUCCUAUGUCUGUGUUUUCUUGGCUGGCGCAAACACUACCGUCAGAACUUCUACGUGCUUCCGCACUUACAAGGCGUGGAGCUCCAGCCAUGGCCUUUUCCGUCGGCGCCUACUACCAUGCAGGAACAGUUGGCAUACGGAGUAACACCAAGAAGUACCCGUGCACAGCAGCUCUACUUGCACAUAUGGUUCGGGCCUGUACACACUCGAACUUCACGGCCGUGUCCUUGUUGCGCAACCUCAACAUGGCCACCCACGUGGACAGGAAGAACACGGACCAGACCUAUCCCCGAAAGGCCAACAUCAAGGACAUCACAAACACCGAGUACAAUCACUCCAUCAGAGUCAAAUCGAUGGCCCUCGCCGACGCUCACAGCCUGGCCUGCGACAUGUCCAUCCAGCGCAAUGUGGAUCAGGCACCAGAAAUCAUCGCCUACACCAUCUUGGAAGUGACCUUUGACCUCCGCGCGGUCGUGUCCCUCGCGCAGACAAACAAGACCACGUGGAUCCGCUGCAGUCAAGUACUCAGAGCUGCAAGCACCGAGUGCAAGAUCAAAACGAACGCACCAUGGCACAAACGCGCAGGUCGCGCCGUCGACAAGGAUGCUCCAGAGACACCGAUUGACAUCAAGAUGUACCUGUUCAACAAGCGAAUGCACAACUGGUACCACCACGAGCUCUCCUAUCAGCAGUACCUGGACCUACAAGUCCGCGAACUUCUACCCACGCCAGAGACCUAA